Stylophora pistillata is the source of this 1137-nucleotide messenger RNA. RefSeq lists its product as uncharacterized. Lineage: Eukaryota; Metazoa; Cnidaria; Anthozoa; Scleractinia; Pocilloporidae. The record is from RefSeq and is a predicted model, not a curated record.
AGUAAUGUAGCUCUGUAAAGGUACAAAAGAAUACUGCUUUAUGAUUCUUAUCCAUUCACCGUGGAGAAAGGAAUUAUUCCCUUGCCACAAGAAGAAGCAACUCGACUGAGAGACGGUCAUCACCAGAGUUUGGACAACUGAAAGAUGGAGUUGAAGGCGUAUCUCCUUUUCCUUGUCUUGUUCGUUGCCGCCACAUCUGCAGCGCGUAACUGUACAUGUGAAGAUGAAGAUAAGGAAACCUUGUCCAAGUACAAAGUGAAGGUCAAAGAGGGCGAUGAAGAGAUUGAUGAAGAGGUCAAAAUCGACACCGAGAAACAAACUGAGACUUUUCACAUUCCAAAACUGAAAUCUUCCAGCGCUGGAGAAGUGGACGAAAUCUUCGACUUCAAAAGAAACUUGGUGAUGCGCCGACUGCGUGAACAAAAGGCCUGUUUCUUGAGUGAAUCAACUGAAAAUGCUCCAAAGCCUAAAGACCUCAAAAAGGCACUUGACAAGCAAAGCGCUUCCGGUUCCUCGAAAUCUGUCAAUUCCACAGACUACGAGUACGAAGUUGUUGGCACUGUGAAUGAUCGUUCCACUCUGAGUGAUGAAAUGGCGACUAUGUGCGCAAAGUUCCCCAUUUAUCGCAUCAAGAAGAGGACGAUCACUACGAGUGUACAAAAAGAAAACAUCCAAGGUGGCAAAAGCAGGAUGAAGAGGAAUCUGUGCAACCGUUGCUACACGAGAUACUAUGUUGUGUGCCGUUAUAAUCCUGUCACGCGCCAAUACGUAUGUUAUUUGAUUAGGCGCAUAAUUUGCAUCUUGGUUAGUUGCUACGGGCGCCGCUGAACGAAGGCCCACGGUCAUUUCAAGAACCAAGCCAUUGCUCCAGGAACUUCAGCCAAGAAAAUGAAAAUUGAUGAUUUAUACCACUAAUUUCUUAUUGAUUUCAUGAAAUGUGCUUUAAAAAAUGUGUAGUUUUACUAAAAUUGUAUGACAUUUCAUCACUUUUUUUAGAGUUCAAGUUUUUGCAAAAUUAAAAAAAAAAUGCCUUACUUAUAUUUUUUUCUAACAAAAAUAAUUAAAAUUUUAAUAUUUGUUUGUAGAGUUCAUGCGUCUGCAAAUUAUUAAAGAAUUAAAUGAAUCCAGCAAUUCAAA